AUGGGUUGGAGUUUCCAUGGCCACAAACGCGAUGUCGACGCUGAAAAGCACCUGAGGCGGCUACACAAGACCACACCCUUUAUCGAAAGCCCGCUUGUCGGUGCCGACCAUGAGAACCUCGUCUUCUCCCAGCGACACGAGGCCAACAGCGUCGAGCUCUUUUUCGACUUGUUCUUCGUCGCAAACUUGGCAACUUUCACCGCCUACCACUCAAUCACAGACUUGGACUACCUCUUGGGAUACAUUGGCUUCUUCGGAAUUCUGUGGUCGUGUUGGUUUCAGAUUACGCUGCACGAUGUGCGCUUUGCGCGAGACUCGCUGUAUGAACGUAUAUGCAAGACGAUCCAGUUUAUUGCCUUUGUUGGUUUGGCCUUGGUUGGCAGCCAGUUUAAUCCUGCCAAUCAGACAGCCCCGCGCAACAACACGAACUUCCGCAUAAUGUGCUACACGCUCGUCAUAACUCGUGGUCUUUUGGCAAUCCAAUACCUCGUCGUCCUGUUCUUCACGUGGAAAGCAAAGUAUUCCAAAAUCUACCUGCCUCUGAUGCUCAUGUUUGCCAUCUAUGCAGUCAGCAUGGGUGCCUUUAUUGCCAUGACGCCUGUUUUUCGCGAGGGUAAUCAAAAUCGGCGGCACAUUUACCUUGUUUGGUAUGUCGUCAUGAUUUUGGAGGCCGUCCUCGUCAUUGCCAUCUCGUGUUUCUGGCGCAUGCUCAGCUUCAAGAAGACCCAUCUCAUGGAGCGAAUGAGCUUGCUUACCAUCAUCGUCAUUGGUGAGGGCGCCAUUGGCGUUACAAAGACCGUGUCCAGAAUCAUGGGAAAGCACGGCCUUAAUGUUGAGGGAUGCUUUCUCAUCAUGUGCAUUAUUGUUGUCCUGGUCCUGGUCUGGGCCCUGUACUUUGACAACUUCCCACAUGGCCACUACGGAACCAUCAGGCAGCAGAUUUGGAGUCUUUUGCAUUUCCCGCUUCAAAUUGCAAUCGUUGGCGUAGUUGAGGGGUCGCAGCAGCUUGCUCUCGCUCGCUACAUUAUCAACAACACCAACAAGGCCUCGGGCAAAAUUACCCAGUAUUGUCAACUUGAGAAUCUCGACGGCGAAAAGCUUUCAGACAAGCUCAUGGACUUGCUUGACUACUAUGAACUCGAUGGUAAACUCGAGACGAGAAGCUUCUUUCAUGAGGCGCGGAAUGCCAUCUGGAAAAUCGGAAACACAACCAAUAUCUGCUCGCCUGAUACAUCCAACAACUACACGUUUGGUGACGAGACCAGGUAUAGCAAUUGGCCAACUGCGUUCAAGGAUCUGUCCUACGCCAUCAGCAACGGCAUGUACACUGGCCUUGGUAUGAAGCUCCCCGUGGACAAACUCGAAAAGCACAGCCCGCUCGAGGUAGGCCUCCAUGCCUGGAAACUCGUCUACCUGUACUUUUGGACUUCCUUCUGCAUCCUCGUCCUGUGCUUGGUCAUCUUCCUAUUUCUCAUCCGCCGCCACAAGGCCGACCUCUUCGACUACACAUCCGUCAUCUCGCGCAUGAGUGCAUUUUGCGUCGGUGCGGCAAUGUUGGCGCUCAUGGCCAACGACGCCAAGAUCUACGCCGCCAUUGAAUCGCCCGCUCUUCUGCCAGUCUGUGUGACACUUCUCUUCCUCAUCCUUGUUUGCGACAAACUAAGCUGCUUGUGGUGUAACAAACAGCUCAAAAAGAGCGGGAAGCCAUACGCACUCGAAGUCGACGAACACGAACAUGGCCACGGCCACGAGCACGACCACAAUGCACACGUGGCCGUACAUGAGACGGGCGGGGCGUAUAACAAUGUACCGCACGACGCUUCUGCCGUGGGGAUCAGUGAAGUGAACAAUGCCUCACGAUGGAGCAUGCAUCCAGAGGACUUGAAGCCCCUCACUGCUUACAACUCAGGCUACAGUGCCUCUCAACAUAGCAUCGCCAUGGAAUCAAUCCACAGCACGCCAGAUACUACCCCUCAUGUGCUAAGCCCAGAUCCAGUCGCUCGUCAAAGCUUCUUGGCCGUCACUCCCGCUGGAUAUGCUCCGGUCAACACAGAACCAAAAGCAUAA
Molecule: messenger RNA, 2067 nt
Organism: Bipolaris victoriae FI3
Lineage: Eukaryota; Fungi; Ascomycota; Dothideomycetes; Pleosporales; Pleosporaceae
Exons: 3
Coding region: 1-2067 (688 amino acids)
Source: RefSeq, a predicted model, not a curated record